CGGAUUUACACUCCUACCCCGCGACAUUGGCGGAUCUGUCUGGGAUUUCCGUUUGUAUCUUCACCUAUCGAAACGAGCGAGAAUGCGGAAGCUCUUCCCGCGGCGGCCGGCUCAGGCCGACUGGGGCUGUGAUGCUGCCUCCGAUGGGGGCAUGGCAGACACGCCUUGGCAGCCAGAACGAAGGGGGCGACCACGAAAGGGUACGCUGUGGCAUACGCACUGGUUUUUGUUCGGGCUGGCGAUGGCGGCAAUGAUGUUUGUUUGGUUGUUCUCCGCUCAGCUGAACCUAAUGAACGCCCUCGAGGGAUCCAUCGGUCGGGGGGUCGCCGUUCGUAGUGCGCCAAAGAGGCUGAGGCAGUUCGGCGCCGCUGUCCGAUUCCGUCCGAUUGAUCUUUUGAGGAAGAUGGAGGAGGGACGGCAUCGGAUCGAUCGGCUGCGAUCCACGGAACGGUUGGGCAUUCGGCCACCAAGAUUGGCUCUCAAAAGGAGAGCUUCGACCUGCAAGACAAAUGUAACACAGAGGAAAGCAGAGGAGAAAGCUAUAGUAAUUUCGCUGUAAUUCAUCAUAUUGUUUUAGGUGCUACAGUGACUAUUUAUAACCAAAGCUUAU
Messenger RNA from Dendrobium catenatum, 610 nucleotides. RefSeq lists its product as uncharacterized. The record is from RefSeq and is a predicted model, not a curated record. Bases 83 to 559 code for a protein of 158 amino acids. Lineage: Eukaryota; Viridiplantae; Streptophyta; Magnoliopsida; Asparagales; Orchidaceae. The transcript has 2 exons.